UUCUGGGUGAAUAAUUCUAGGAAAAGUGUCUCGGCUUCAUGUUUUUCCCUGAUACAAGCUUCGGCAUGGGUCCGUUUUUGUUGGGGCGUUUUCAUCACGCGUCGGGCUGUGUGAGAGAAAACCUCCAGUCGUUGAUCCUUGAAAGCCAGGCCGCUCUGCAAGGCCACCUCUUUAGCCCUGGCUUUGCGUUCAGUCUGCCGAGGCCGUUAAUGACGCUGCAGCAGGUGGAGAAACUGGAGCCAGGUUGGAGCUCGGAGGACAAAGGUCCAGAGGUCGCCCUCUGACUGCGAUGAGCCGCCGCUAAAAAUGAAGAGUGUUUCGGAGAAAUCGGUGAACUGAUCGACCGUUUGAAGCAUGACAGGUCAGGUCCUUAGGAACACGACCGCCGGGGCUCCCAUGGACGACAACGCGGGCAUCUGCAUCAACGUGGGCGGCUUCAAGAAGCGUCUCCAGUCGGCCACGCUCUCCCGCUUCCCCGAGACCAGGCUGGCGCGCCUCCUCCAGUGCCAGUCCAAGGAGUCCAUCCUGGAGCUGUGCGACGACUACGACGACGCGGAGAAAGAGUUUUACUUCGACAGGAACCCCGCUCUCUUCCCCUACGUGCUCAAUUUCUACAACACGGGGCGGCUGCACGUCAUGGCCGAGCUGUGCAUCUUCUCCUUCAGCCAGGAGAUCGAGUACUGGGGCAUCAACGAGUUCUUCAUUGACUCGUGCUGCAGCGGCGCCUACCACUGCAGGAAGAUGGACCAGGACAGGAACGACUGGGACGACAGGAGCGACGAGGGGAGCACCACGUCGUCGUUCGACGAGCUGCUGGAGUUCUACAACGACGCCACCAAGUUCGACAAGCAGCCGCUCGGGAGCGCGCGCAGGCGAGUCUGGCUGAUGCUGGACAACCCCGGGUACUCCGUGGCCAGCCGCAUCAUCAGCAUCCUGUCCAUCCUGGUGGUGCUGGGCUCGAUUGCCACGAUGUGCAUGAACAGCAUGAGCGAGUUCAGCGUGCUGGACAGCAAGGGGGAGCCCACGGAGGACCCGCGCUUUGAGGUGGUGGAGCACGUCGGUAUCGGAUGGUUCACGCUGGAGCUGGUGACCCGGUUCGCGGUGGCCCCCGACCUGCUGCACUUCUUCGACCACCCCCUGAACGUCAUCGACCUGGUCUCCAUACUGCCGUUUUACCUGACGCUCCUCAUCAACCUGGUGGCGGAGAGCAGCCCGGCGCUCGCCAACCUGGGCCGGGUGGCGCAGGUCCUGCGGCUCAUGCGAAUCUUCCGCAUUCUGAAGCUGGCCCGCCACUCCACCGGCCUGCGGUCCCUGGGGGCCACCCUCAGGAACAGCUACAAGGAGGUCGGCCUGCUGCUCCUCUACCUGGCCGUCGGCGUGUCGUUCUUCUCCGUCAUGGCCUACACAGUAGAGAAAGAGGACAGCGAGGACCUCUCCACCAUCCCCGCCUGCUGGUGGUGGGCCACCGUCAGCAUGACCACCGUGGGCUACGGGGACGUGGUGCCCGUCUCCAUCCCGGGCAAACUGACCGCUUCGGCCUGCAUCCUUGCCGGCAUCCUGGUCGUUGUGCUUCCGAUCACGCUCAUCUUCAACAAGUUCUCCCUUUUCUACAAGAGACAAAAGAAGCUGGAGAUCGCAAUGAGAAGCUGCGACUUCGACCAGGGCAUCAAGGAGGUCCCCUCCGUCAACCUGAGGAACUACUACGCGCACAAGGUGAAGUCUCUCAUGGCCAGCUUGUCGAACAUGAGCCGGAGUUCUCCGAGUGAACAGAGUCUGAAUGAGUCGUUACAGUGAAGCUCGGCUCGGAGCUGUCCGGGGUGCUGACACCCGGAGGAGGAGUUCUGCUUCUCACAGUUUGCCUCUCUGUAGCUCAGUGCAAUAACGUGUGUGUGGGCGUGUGUGUGUGUGUGUGUGUGUGUGUGGGUGUGUGUGUGUGUGUGUGUGUGUCAGUUCCAGUGAGACAAUGUAAAGAUCACGUGCACUUUUUAAAGGAGCAUCUCGGUUUUGUUGUAAGUGGGGUUCUGUGAAGAUGUGAACCAUAAUUCUUGUUGUGGAAAGAUGUCACGUCACAGUGAGUCUGUGGGAAAGAGGAAAUCCUCAGAGCGACUGAAGGUCGACAGGAAGUUACGUUUUACUAUUUCAAAAAUAACUCGACCCUCAAAAAUGUUCAUGUCUUUGAAAGUCAACAACACCGUGUUGUUGCUUCUUGUUUUUCCUGCAUUCAGUCUGGGAAUGAGCAUUAUGGUUUUCGUUUUCGAUUAGAUAGAAGCUGUAAUAUAUCUUCUCCAUGUUAAAUAUUCAAGCACAGCAUGAACACAACUAGGCGUUUUGCAGCACAGAUGCGAAGUGCGUAAAAGUGGGAUGUAGUAGUGAAGACUCUUAAAGACAGGCUUAAAUAAAAAAUAUGAUUGUAUGACAAAAAAAGCUCAUUUUUACAGACCAGUGCAGUCGAUCUGUGCGAAGUUGUUCCAAAAAAAGCAAAAAGUGAAGUGAUUUAUGUGUGAAAGCAGCACACACUGCACCCAGCCUGCCAUACCUGGCUUCCUUAUCCAUAACUCCAAUCCUGACAACACUGACGCAUUUUCAAGAUCUGUCUGUUAUCUGAGGAACCAGGUCUUCCCCCGACAUUGGCUCGUCACCUUUAUUGAGCCACAGCAAAAAUAUGGGUGACAUAGGCAGUUCCAGACAGGGGCCAAAUAAGGCUCCUGUCUUCUGUUUCCCUGUAGAACAGAAGACAGUAAAUCAAUUUCCUAUGAUCAUAUGCACUGACAGGGAAACGGUGACUAAUUGAAUGAAUUUCAUUUUCUACUUUCACAGUUUUAGUUUAACAGUGAAUUAAAAAUGGAGGUGUUGCACCUUUAGCUUUAGCUGCAUUAGAAUAGUAUAUUUUAGGCUUACAAUACAGCCCCAAUUUAUUUAUUUUUUGUUCAUUAUUUUAUUCUGUACCCUUUAUGAAGUAACAGUGUCUUCCCCGGCUCUAGAACCGACACUUCUCCUCUAAACAAAUUCUGCUUUUGACUUGGACACAGACCUCCUUCGUUUCUUAACUAAUGGACCUGUGGUGAACUAAUACAAGGACACGUGCAAAGUUAUGCACGUGUGACUUUAAUAGCGUUUCUAGUUUUGAUUGAAACACCGCAAUUGUGAAAAUUGUCUGUAUUAGCAGAGCAUAGACAACGUUUUGCGUACAUUUGUAAAGCUGGUGAUUUUUUGGUUUGGUUCUCUUUUCAAAGUUUCCAGCUGUUGGAGGAAAAAAAAACAAGAUCAAGAAAUUCUAAGUAUGUCUGAAGAGGGCCAGGCAAAUAUUAAUACACAGUUGCAUCCCGUUGGUAUAGAAAUGUUCCUGCCUGACCUGCUGUUCACCUGUCACUCUUCUGACAAGUUUUUUCUUUCCUAAAGUCUCACUGUAAUUUGCUGUCAUUCUGCUGGUAAAGAAACUGCAAAUGACUAUAUCUUCACCGAGGCCUCAGUUGAAAUGAUCCAAAGUUUCCCCUGAAGGCCUCUUCAUCAAAGUAGGCCAGCCAGUUCACACCAAAACCGGUACUCCUGUUUUUGUUGUCUCAGUGGUUAUGUGGGCGUUAGUGUCACAGCGUCACACUGUUGUCCACCAUUCAGCUCCACUUGUUCUGAUAAAAAAACAAAAAAACAAAAAAAACAACAAAGAAAAAAGAAAUGUCCACAUGAACCCCGCUGGUGUUUCUCCAGUUGAAGGUAACUUGAUGUGUAAAUGUGGUGUUGCAACAGUACUUCCGAUGUUUGGUCUAAACGAAAUAACAAAUUAAAAGAAAACUCCUGUCACAUUUCCACGUUUCAUUCAUGUCCAGAGCAGGGAGCAGCUCACUUCCUUCACAGCGACACGUGGAAAAGUGCUUAGCGAAGACUGACUGACGCAGCGUCUUCAGCACACUGACAGCCACACCAGCAACCGCUCAGAAGUGACACGUUGAUUAAAUUCCACUUGCGGGAAUUUGUCUGGACCUUUUAAAAAUAUAUAUAUAUAUUUUUUGCUGCAUCAUUACAUUAGUGUAUCUGUAAAGCUAUUUUACAGUUUUAUAUUUUUACUUUACGUCAGCAAAACUAUUAAUCUGCUACCACCGUUUAAGUUAUUCCACCUUACAUCAAAAUUAUAGAUGUGAUAGAUAACUGUUAUUUUUUUCAGCAGUAAAAAAAAAAAAAAAAAAAAGAAAUUCAGUAUGAGUAGAGAAUGUUAGGGUUACAUUGCAGGAUUUGGAGCUGGACUGGAACGCCGCAGGUGUUAGCCAGAGUGUGACUCGGAAUCAUUACGGGUCUGUUUGCUAGAUAUUGAGUUAUUGACUUUGUUGAAACACGCAAAUCAUUUUUAAUGAAACCCAGAAAGCCGAAUAUAUGGGCAACUUUUUCGCAAAAUUCAAAAUAAUCGAUUAUCCUCAGUAUUGAAUUGUGACCACUCUGGUAUUUUUCCAGUCUUUUUUGCACACUUUAUUAUUGCAUAAUUCUCAAGAAAUGCAUGCAGUCCUCUGUAUGUGUGAGACAAACAUUAAAAUAGGAGGCUAAUUAACAACAAAUAUAAGGACAGUUGAUUUCUACCUUAUUAUAUAUAUCUAUUGGAUAUGGUUUUGUGUGUUUAUAUAGUCAGCUCAGAAUAGUAGCUGCAAGAAGAACACAUAACUGAAUAGUUGAAUAGUCUAAGUUACUCUGUUGUCUAAAGAUUGUAAUUUUUAGAUCUGAAUAUCAGAGAUGGAGCCAAAAAAAUUAUUUAUUUCCAGUCUUAAGCUGAGUGGAAAAUAUUUUCUUAUUCCACUGAAAGAGAAUGGCGUUUUGUUUCAUUUCAGCCAGUAGGAGUUCCUACAGCAGCUGCUCUCAAUAUUCAACAAAGCUCUGACUAACUGGCAUUGAUUUCAGUUUAAAGGAUAAAGAGGCAAUAUCUACAAGUAGCUUGCAGCACAAAAAGAGUCGAUAUUUUUUUAUUUCUUUGGGCAUUUCAUAAUUUAACCUGGGUUAGUGUCCUGACUUCCCAUUGAGAUUUACUUCUACUUUACAGAGCUGCAAGAAGAAGAACACGUGAUUUUAAAAUGCAACCUACUGAUGAUACAAGCAAAAUCUUCUGAUUCAUGCUGCAGAUUCUGGAACAAACAUCCGUAUUUAUUGGCUGUUCUCUCAUCUUUAAUAAGUUCAAUGAAACCUGUUACAUUUUUCUUUUUCCAUGUAAAAUAGUUUCUCGCAGUCUCAAUUUGCAAACAGAAAUCUUCCCAAAAGGAAAAAGAAGACAUCAGGCUUGAAGGAUUACAACGUAAUCUUGCAGUAAAGCACAACAGCAGUUCUCUGUCUUUCAUUUUACUUCUUCAGUACUAAUGAGAAAACGACGGCGUUCCAAGAAUGUUUUCCACACAUUUCCGGUGAGCUCGCCUCAAUUGGGAUUUUCCCUUAGAGUCCAAUUAAAUCUGCCUCCGUUUGUUUACUCCUAAACCUUUAAAGAUUUCCCUCCUGGGAGAAAAUCCACCGUACUGCUGCAGAGUCGGACCGCUACGGAAACUAAGUUAUUGAUUGUAAACGAGUUCAGAGUGACGACUGGUGACCUUUCACCAAAUCAGAGCAGAGAAAUGUGUGUCCAUUUUCAGUCUCACGUAGAAGAAAAAUGCGGUAGAAAUGUUAGAGUUUUGCUCCGUGUCACUUAGAUCCAAAUAUUCUUACAAUUUCUAAGUGCGUCUGUGCAGGGGGACCGCCCCUGCAGCCUGUCGGUUCCUUUCAACUUUCAACACCCUCUCCCCCAACUCCCACCCCUACUGCUUUUUCAAACAAUCACAUGAUUUAAACGUCCAACUGCCAGCACAGCCACAAUGAAAAUGACUUUUACCAUCUUAGUUGUAAAACGCAGAGGAGUGAUGAAGCACACUUUUACAGAGACUGAAGGCGAUGUGGUGGCUUUUAGUGUUAAAACUCACUCAGGUGUUCGAUGUGGGGAGGGAAAGGCAGGUCUUCCUAAACUCAUUUCAUCACAGACUCCAGGUAAAGCCUCGACACGAUGGGCAAAAUAUUCAUCUUCUCCUGGUACGAUCACAAUCAUGGUCACGUGUGUUCACCAAAUCUUUCAGAGGUGCGCUUAAUAUUCACGGUUAAUUAUCAAAGUUUUGACGAAGUGCCUGCUGCUGGAACAGAGGCGUCCUACAGAAGUUCAAUGUCACUUUAUGUGGUUUAUUUCACACUAGGUGUGAACAAAGACAAGCAAAAGCGGCACAAAAACAAUCCUAAAAAUGUGGGAAGAAAAGCAUAAUUAUUAACAGAGGGUGGAUGGGGAAUAAACUAAGUUGUUUUUUACUGUCCAAUUGUGUGUGCGCUCGUGUGUGUGUGUGCGUGUGUGUGUGUGUGUGAAAGCACUUUACACAAACACAGGAGACAGUGUGUCUAAUGGGGAACUUAUUAAAGCUGGCAGCACAGGCGUCAUCUCCAGUCUGCUCUGUAUUGGUGAUUUAAACUCUGUUACUAAGCAGGCGUUCCGUGUUGUUGCACAUUACCAUCUGUUGCCAUUCCUUCACUUUAAACAGAGUGGGAAGAUUGGAUCCUUUCAGCGGCCUCGUCCAUUUCUCCCCCCCCCGGCACUAUUUUUUAUUUAUCUAUUCCUCAUAUCUUCCCACCGUGUUUCAUCUGCGAGCGGCUCCAGAAAUAGUCGUCACAGAGAUCACGGCGUCGCUAAUUAUCACACGUGAAUCUCAUACCAACACAGAACGCCGGUAAUGCAGAGAGAACUAGAGAGAUUUCAGAUCAGGAGCAGAAACAUUUAAAUAAAACCCAUGUUAGAUGUUUAUUUAUUUAAUUAUCUUUUGACCAAAACUAAAAUAGCUAGAAAUAAUAUUAAAGGGGCAGCAUAAUGUAAAACUGACUUUGAGUUUUACAUCAUACCAUUCCCUUAUCAAAGACAUACCUGGAGUGUUGCCUUGAUUAUUUAAUGCACGUUUGAGAAAUCCUCUAAUCUCCAUGGGAACAACCUGGAUGGACCUAACACCGCCUUUGAGGACGAAGCUCCUCCUUUGAUUUGAAGUUUUAAAGCUUUCAAGCUUCUGCGUCACAGAGCAGCCCUCGCCUGCACUCUGCCACUCAGCUCCUUCAGACUAGCCAACAACAAGUAGCAAACACCUGGUGGAAUGGUGUGUCUGCUGACCUCAUUAUAGGAGAUACUUCUCAGUGAAACGCUGGUAAAACGUUGUUAAAGGGUUCAUAGCGGAGCCAUGUUGCGAUAACAUCCGGAAAACGAAGCUUCAGAAAGAGCAGGAGUUUUUAAAGUGACAGAAGACCAAUUUCAAGGCAUUGAAAUAAGAAGUAAAAUUUCUUCUAAGUCGUAUUUGAUAUAUACAGCUUUUUAUAACAACUAAAGUUAACAUUGUUACUUGAUAGUGCUAUAAAGCGGGACUAUGUGCCUGGAAAACACUAUACUGCCCCUUUAAAUAUUUGAAUGCAGAUUUUAAUACACUUUACAGUCUUAAAUCCACCAAACUAUAACUUUUAAACUAUUACAACUCACAUGAAGCUUAUUUGCUGCCCCAGGUUUUGUUUUGUUCUUCAAGAAUGAUCCGCCACUAAUCUUCAUCUAUACCAGCUUUAUUAAUCAGACAAUUAGACAACGGCAUUGUAAGUUUUCUUCCUGAUAACCCAGUGGCUACUUAUUCUGGAUAUUUCAGAUAAUUCUAUUCAUUUCACAUAGUUCUGUUUGUCUAUAUCCAUAUAAAAGGGUGAAAAGCACAAAUUUGAUCUUUUAAAUACCUCCUGGGUUUUCUGAGGAUUGAGUUGCAAUAACAUAACUGGAAUACUAAAGAGUUCAGCAGCUUAGCUGGGCUUAGUACCUUCAAUUUGAAAAUUAGAAAUUCUAAAAAUUAGCUGUCAUUAGCUGUUAACUGGGAAGUUCAGAGUUUCUCCCUUGACAACGAUUUGCAUAAAUCAGACAUAUGAGCAAGAUUUCUCAAGAUAAUUCAGCCAUUGCGGAGGAGAGAAAAUAGCAUAACUUUAUUUAUGCUGGUUGUGCAAAUUAAGCACAACCAGUUUAAUUUGCAUGUAUCAUGUUCCAUUUCAUCUAAUAAAAUAUGAUUUAACACUCCUUAAAAAUCACAGUUUCAAGAUAUUCCGUUUUGUUUGUUUUUCUUUAACCAACUACAUUACAAAUAAAAUCAGGACAGCUGUUUACAUAAAAACUUGGAUUACAAUUGAAACUAAUAUUGUUGCAGUCAAACCGUGUUUUGAUGCUAGUCUGUAAAACGGUGUUUGGCCUUGUUCCAGAACCUCCCAGCAGGUGAUAAAAUAUUGAUGAACUGCAGUGAUUGUGGACAAAUUGUGACAUUAAUGCGACUCCAUUUUAAAACAGCCAUCCGCCCAUUAAGUUUGUAUCUGACUCAAAGCCGUUAAAAACAAACAAACAAACAAACAAACAAACAAACAAACAAACAAACAAACAAACAAACAAAUAAAUAAAUAAAUACAUAAUUAUGGAUAGAACAAAAUGGCCUUGCUGGUUAUAGCAAUUACUUACAUGAUAUCUGAAAAUGUCUCCCAGAUUUUAAUAAAUGCUCACCAUCCACUCCGACUCACUUUAUGGUACUUUACAAAAAAUGGGAAUAAAUUUCAGUAGAACUACGACGUAAAAUCCUCGAUAAAAUACAGCGAAGUGUUUCACGUUUUGUACUGUGGCAAAACGUGAAAAUGCUCGAGGGAAACGAGGAGCUCAGACUCUGCUGCAAGCACAAAUAACAAACAGACUCAGACUGGAUGGAUUACUGCCCUGAGAUCAGGGCUGCAGGGUUUGAGUAAAGAAGACAGGCACAAUAACACGUAUUUUACCCAACAUCAAAGUGAGUAAAAAGGCGUGUGUGUGUGACAGUAAGAUGUGUUUUUGUGGUUGUAUUUUUGCAUGCAAAUGCGUGUUAAGGGGAUUUAUGGCGCGUGGAGCAUGUGUGCGUGUGUGUGCGUGUGCGAGUGUGUGUCAUCUCUUCUGCGUGGAAUCAAUUUUCUCAAGGAUGUGCCAAGGACACUGGUGCAGAGUUUAAUUAAGAGAAGUCAGAGAGGAUUUUUUAUUUUAUAUUUCUGAGCGCUUCGGGUCCAGCUGAGUCCGGCAGGAUGACGUCAGAAAAUACAACAAGGUCCUUAGUUUAAAAAAAAAAAAAAAAAAAAAAAAAACCUGGACGGGAAAGAAACAGAAACAGCAGUAAUGUGUGGAAUAGCUGAAGGCGAGUGGCUGGAGCAGCAACCACCUGCUCUUUGGGUGGAAGGACACCAACUGUGAAGUGAUGCGUGUCGAUAAUGUUUCGAAAUGUUUUGAUUUUAUUCGAAUGAAACGAAUGAAACACGAGAGAUGAAUAAAUUCUGGAUCACAACCAGACUGCCGGCUGUCAGCAGGAUGUGUCAUCACAUCCAACACACCCUCUGCAUGUGAGGAGGAUGAAGCUGAUUUCCUGGAAGAUGCAGAUGUUGUGUAAACACAUUGGGAGACAUGACGGGAGCACAAUCACACAAUGACUAUUUCUGCUACUGGGAAGUCCCAUUCUUCUUGCCCGAUCACCCCUCUCUUCCUCCAUCUAUCUUCCUGAGUCAUCAGCUCACUAAAACACUCAGCGCCACAAUCAUCCUCUAUAGUUCCGGGGCAUAGCGAUAAUUGGCAAAUUUGUCAUAAUUGCGGUAAAAUAACGUGCCUGGUGUUGAUAAUUGGCUUUGGGAUCCACCUGGUAUUAAAAUCAUGCCCAACGGCCGCUGCAGGGGGACGGCCGUCCAAAUGAAAGUGAUUAAAGAAACAAACCAAGCCUCAUCACGGCUCUCUGCAUUCACUGCGUGUCUUUUAUUUGGUCUAAAUUAAGAAGUCAGUGGAGGCGAUUUGCAUUCAGAGGCAGAGUUAAAGCUGCAGCGGGCAACUUUUAUGAGAAAUGUGCUUUCUACAUAUUUAUUAAACAUGUCACCACUUCCUGACAGUAUAUGAAACAGAUGAUGGGUGAAAAGAUUGAUCUCCUUCAGCUCCUCUCUAAGGUACAAUUGGCGUUUGAAG
Messenger RNA from Gambusia affinis (western mosquitofish), 9997 nucleotides. Its product is annotated as potassium voltage-gated channel subfamily S member 2-like. NCBI's taxonomy places the organism in Eukaryota, Metazoa, Chordata, Actinopteri, Cyprinodontiformes, Poeciliidae. Gene Ontology annotation, biological process: regulation of delayed rectifier potassium channel activity; potassium ion transmembrane transport; protein homooligomerization. Bases 355 to 1794 code for a protein of 479 amino acids. Gene Ontology annotation, cellular component: voltage-gated potassium channel complex; membrane. Gene Ontology annotation, molecular function: voltage-gated potassium channel activity; protein binding. The transcript is spliced from 3 exons. The record is from RefSeq and is a predicted model, not a curated record.